Molecule: messenger RNA, 762 nt
Organism: Exophiala oligosperma
Lineage: Eukaryota; Fungi; Ascomycota; Eurotiomycetes; Chaetothyriales; Herpotrichiellaceae
Exons: 2
Coding region: 164-580 (138 amino acids)
Source: RefSeq, a predicted model, not a curated record
CCUUUGGUCCCUGUCUGACUUUACACGACCCCCGCGGGGAAGGUUACGCAUUCUUCUUACUUUUUGAUCUUGAUUUUGCGAAAUUUUUCUUCUGAAAGUUUUUCCUUUGUUCAUUUGAGUGGAAAAGUCAUUUCUCAUCGCUGGGGAAAAACGCUUCCGCACCAUGAUCUCUGGAAUCGCUCACGUCAAUCUCACCAUUCCGAGCGGCGGUCUUGAAGCGGCUCGAGAAUUCUACGCUGGCACUUUGGGAUUCACACCCCGCCCGGUGCCGCAAUUACAAAAGGACACAUUGGCGUGGUUCGACAUUGGUACGUCGGGACAACAAGUCCACAUCGCCAUCGGGGCGCCCACCGAUUUCCAAUCGACCAGUUCCAGACACCCUUGUUUCAAACUCCAGAGUCCCGAGGCGCUCCUGGAGUUGAGGAGGAAGAUAUGGGAACAUUUCCAGCGCGGUGGCGACGGUGCUCCCAAGGCGGCGGAUAAGCCGGGGGAAGAAGAUAGUGGUUCGAAAGGAGUCGAAUAUCCACAACGAUUCUUUGCGAGAGACUUUGCAGGUAAUAGGUUGGAGUUCAGCCUGUGACGACCGACGAUCAACGCAAGAGCCUAAGUUUUGGGCAUGUGUCUGUGUCACGACGUAAAAGAGAGCAUGACGAGGACUCGGAGGACCAGCGAAAGAAAUGCCACAAAGAGGACCAAGAUAUUGAAUCCGUAUAUAUUUCGCCACCAGCACCAGCACUCCCAAUUUUAAGAAACCAAUCUGCU